Molecule: messenger RNA, 2219 nt
Organism: Polypterus senegalus (gray bichir)
Lineage: Eukaryota; Metazoa; Chordata; Cladistia; Polypteriformes; Polypteridae
Gene: tfap2b
Product: transcription factor AP-2 beta
Exons: 7
Coding region: 830-2158 (442 amino acids)
Biological process (GO): regulation of cell population proliferation; regulation of transcription by RNA polymerase II; anatomical structure development
Cellular component (GO): nucleus
Molecular function (GO): DNA-binding transcription factor activity, RNA polymerase II-specific; RNA polymerase II transcription regulatory region sequence-specific DNA binding
Source: RefSeq, a predicted model, not a curated record
CCAAAACCUUAAUCAUAGAGGAAGCCUUGUAAAUGUUUAACAAUAUAACACUUUUUUCCUCCAAGCGUGUGCUUGCAAAGGAGGGGCCUAUAUUUACAUUCAGUCAGCAACACGGAAAUCAGCAAAUGAUAAAUUCAGCAAAAUAAUGUUCAAUCGUAUAAAAUUAAUCGUGGAUAAGUGAUAACUGUAUAUUCUUUUCUAUCUUGUUUUUUUCCGCUUUAAGUUAUCUCAAAAUGAAUAGUUCAGUUAUUAGUCAGAUAUCGGGGGAAGCAGCUUCAAAAAUGCAAACGUACAGUAAAUAAGUGUCAUUAUUUGUAAAUGUUCGACAAGGUAAAUGUAAAAAGACGUUCAUAGACCUUAGCUCAGCAGCACUGGUUGCGUCGGAUAUGCUGUUGACUCUUACUUGCUAAACUUUCUCCGAAAGUCUGCUUUUGCCAGCCCCCUUGUCUGAUUACAUCCUAGUAAUUCUCAGCUGAAUGAACGUCAUUUACAAUAGUAGGGGAGCUCUAGAGCUGACUGCUGCUUCACGCUCCAUUUGCCCUCCAUUCUCCCUUUAAGUAUUCCUGUAAUAUUAAUAGUCAUGAAUAACAAUUAUUCUGAGGUGGUGUAGGAAGGCAGAGGGAAGGGGCAUACGAACAGUUUGAGUCUCGCCUUGGGUUGAAGAGGAUUGUAAAAGGAACCAAGGGGGAAAAAAAUCUUCUUUCGUUUUGGGUCAAUUACUGAUGGAUAGUCCUGGAAAUACCUCAAGCCUUGUUUUGCAACCUUCAAGUCUCUUUUGAUUUAUUUAUAAUUUUACUGUGUUUUGUUGCUGCGAAAGAAUUUCUUCCAGAUGUUAGUCCACACAUACUCGGCUAUGGACCGGCAUGAUGGAGUUCCAAGCCAUAGUUCCAGACUGUCUCAGUUGGGAUCUGUAUCUCAAGGACCUUAUUCCAGCGCUCCGCCACUCUCCCAUACACCUUCUUCGGACUUUCAGCCUCCGUACUUCCCUCCUCCUUAUCAGCCUCUUCCGUACCAUCAAAGCCAGGAUCCUUACUCCCACGUCAACGACCCUUACUCCCUGAACCCUCUUCACCAACCGCAGCAACACCCCUGGGGGCAGAGACAGCGACAAGAGGUCGGAUCGGAAGCUGGCUCCUUGUUGCCCCAGCCUCGGGCUUCAUUGCCUCAGCUCUCUGGACUGGACCCCAGGCGGGACUAUCCUUCUGUCAGGCGACCAGAUGUUCUGCUUCAUUCGGCACACCAUGGCCUCGACUCUGGGAUGGGAGACAGCUUGUCCUUACAUAGUAUUGCGCACGCUGGAAUGGAAGAAAUUCAAACAGUUGAGGACGCCAGUAACAGUGGCAUGAGUCUUUUGGACCAGUCUGUGAUUAAAAAAGUUCCUGUUCCUCCAAAGAGCGUAACGUCACUGAUGAUGAGCAAAGAUGGUUUAAUUGGUGGAAUAACGGUCAAUAUAAAUGAGGUGUUCUGCUCUGUACCUGGACGCUUGUCCCUACUGAGUUCCACUUCUAAAUAUAAAGUAACCGUAGGGGAAGUGCAAAGACGCUUGUCCCCACCAGAGUGCCUAAACGCAUCUCUUUUGGGAGGAGUGCUUAGAAGGGCAAAAUCCAAAAACGGUGGAAGAUCCUUAAGAGAGAAACUAGAGAAGAUAGGACUGAAUUUACCUGCAGGCCGGCGCAAAGCAGCAAAUGUCACUUUACUAACGUCACUUGUAGAAGGAGAAGCAGUGCAUUUGGCUAGGGAUUUCGGAUACAUUUGUGAAACUGAAUUUCCUGCUAAGGCUGUAUCAGAAUACUUAAACAGACAGCACACAGAUCCAAACGAGCUUCACUCAAGAAAAAAUAUGCUGUUGGCUACAAAGCAACUUUGUAAGGAGUUCACAGAUCUUCUGGCUCAAGACCGUACGCCUUUGGGUAACAGCAGACCAUCUCCUAUUCUGGAACCGGGCAUCCAAAGUUGUUUGUCUCAUUUUAGCCUCAUCACUCAUGGUUUUGGUUCUCCAGCUAUAUGCGCUGCCCUUACAUCUCUCCAAAACUAUCUAACAGAAGCCUUGAAAGGACUGGACAAGAUGUUCUUGAACAACAACACCCCAAACAGGCACACAUCGGGGGAGGGACCAGGCUCUAAGAAUGGAGAUAAAGACGAAAAACACAGGAAAUAAAAUAAUAAUUAUAAAAAAAGAUUUAUAUAUUAGCUUUAACAUAUUGCAUUUUAUUUGGAAA